Molecule: messenger RNA, 488 nt
Organism: Atta colombica
Lineage: Eukaryota; Metazoa; Arthropoda; Insecta; Hymenoptera; Formicidae
Exons: 2
Coding region: 73-312 (79 amino acids)
Source: RefSeq, a predicted model, not a curated record
AGUAUAAAUAUCGUCACUACGACGCAAGCAUUCACAGUACAAGUUGAUGCAUUAGCAGCGUAAGAUUGCAAUAUGAGACUAUCAGUGGUGUUCUUGGUCUUGAUGAUCGUGGUGUGUGCCAUGUUCCAGGAAUCCGAAUCCCGUUAUUGGAGUCCAUGGCAUGGGCGUGGACGCCCUAGUAGAUGCCAUAGAACAUCGACAUCGACAUCGACUAGCACCACCACCACCACCACUACCACAACUCCCUCCACUACACCAAGUUCUAGAAAAAGACGCGAUAUCGCGGACUCAAAUCAACAUAAAUUUGAAUGAUAGGACAACAAAUGCGAAAACUACUCUGGAUGGAAACGGUGACAAAAUGUUAAGAUUUCAUGAAAAAAUUAUGUAACUACAUUGCACUAUUCAAUAAGAUAAACUUAGAAUAAUAUCUAAAUUGCCCACGUAAGCAAAUCUAAAUUAAAUAGCAAUAAAGAUAUAUCAACGCCUAA